Heterobasidion irregulare TC 32-1 is the source of this 174-nucleotide messenger RNA. RefSeq lists its product as uncharacterized. The record is from RefSeq and is a predicted model, not a curated record. The annotation marks the transcript as partial. NCBI's taxonomy places the organism in Eukaryota, Fungi, Basidiomycota, Agaricomycetes, Russulales, Bondarzewiaceae. The transcript has a single exon.
GAGCUACUCGCUACCAACCUAGGAGGGGAAGAUGUAAUUCUAGGAACAGACUGCCUAUAUGAGCACAACCCGCAGAUUAACUGGGUGAAGAACCGCCUCACGUUCUCCAUCUGUGCCAGAACAUGCCUAGUCAGCCGACCAAAAUUCAUGAUACAAGCACAACUCCUAUUAUGA